Molecule: messenger RNA, 4418 nt
Organism: Poecilia reticulata (guppy)
Lineage: Eukaryota; Metazoa; Chordata; Actinopteri; Cyprinodontiformes; Poeciliidae
Source: RefSeq, a predicted model, not a curated record
AUUCUAGUCUGUUUGUGUUUUGACUGUUUACUGUGGAGCUCUUCUCUUCUCCUGUUCAGCUCUAGUUCGAGCUCAAAGAGGCGGACAAUCAGCGUUUCCCGCUUCGGUAAAAAGAAGAAGCAGGAGAAGGAUGGCGUCUGAAUCUCCCCGCAGACCGAGUCGCUGUGCCGGGGGAGUUUUGGUCCGAGCUCAAGCUGCUACGGAGCAGUCAUACAUGGAAAGUGUUGUCACCUUCCUGCAGGAUGUGGUCCCUCAGGCAUAUACUGGAGCGCCACCUACUGAUGAGAAAGAGAAAAUCAUUUGGGUUCGAUUUGAGAAAGCAGACGUUAAUGACCCAGCUCGUAACCCAGAGUUUUUGGAGAUGCACAGCGGUACCUCAGACCCGCCCCUCCUCCUCAUGAUUGGCUACGCUGAUGGCAUGCAGAUCUGGAGCAUAUCUUUGGCAGGAGAAGCCCAGGAGCUGUUCUCGGUGCGUCAUGGACCUGUUCGAGCUGCUCGGAUUCUUCCUGCUCCUCACAUCAGUCCUCUGAAAGUAGACGGCUUUGCUGAGAAGAGACCAAUGCUGGGGGUCUGCAAGAGCGCAGGGUCUUCAGGUUUCAGUGCCUCAUCAUCCCGUUUCUUUUCCUCCCAUCGUUUUUGCAUGGAGGUGACUGCUGCACCGAACAGCCCCUCAGGAGUGAUGGCGGUGUCCAGGAGGUCCUCCUUCUCCUUAGUGGAGAGUGUGCUUUUUUCCGUCGAAGCGGGAGCGAACUACCUCGGCUUGAAACUCGGGCCACUGGAUGUCAAGYUUUGCAGCGGCGCGUUUGCASACAUCGUGCAGAUCAAAAUCCAGUUCCGGCAAGGACGAGCCUUCAUGACCGGGUUGGCCUGUGCCAGACGGUGCAGGUUUUGCAACCCGACCCGACAGCGGAGGAGAUGGGUCAUAAUCCUCAUCGUUAUCCGAGAAAGGAAGCYCCGACUCACUAUCGGAAAACUYGCAGCCUCCCGUUCCCGGGAAAUCCAGCGARCAGGACUCGAGGCCGAGYUYGGGGACCUUGGAAGGCAGCAGGUCCACGGAGUCKRAGAUUUCGCCCCAACUCGUCCCGGCUCCCGCAUCAGCGGUCAGCGAAGYUAUUUGCUCGGCCGGUUCCUGCACAGCUGCUGCAGAUGCCAUAAGCGGGUCGCUGCUGGACAAUGUCGUCUGACGGGCCAGACGGUGACGAAGCACUUUGACGGARAACCUGCUACAGURCRAGCAGGCUGCUAUCCGUGCCCCGGUCCCUGCCUCAAUCCAAUAGCUYUGGGAAGCCGCUGGCUCGCCUACGCUGAGAACAAGUUAAUAAGAUGUCACCAGUCUCAUGGAGGAGCCUGUGGCGACAACGCACAGUCCUACACGGCUACAGUGAUCAAUGCUGCUAAAACUUUGAAAACAGGCCUAACAAUGGUGGGCAAAGUUGUGACCCAGCUGGCCGGUACCCUACCGGCAGGCACACCCGACGAAGAGGGAACCCCUCACAGUGCAAGUCGCCGCAGCCCUCAUAGUCCUGGCGUGAUCACCAUCAUUGACGCAGACAAUGUUGGCGAAGGACAGGUCCUGGUGAGUGAGGACUCGGACGGAGAGGGAGUGGUGGCUCACUUUCCAGCCCAUGACAAACCCAUAUCCUGCAUGCAAUUCAACCCUAGUGGAAUGCUCCUGGUGACAGCCGACACGCUGGGCCAUGACUUCCAUGUCUUCCAGAUCCUCACCCACCCUUGGGCUUCCUCACAGAGUGCUGUUCACCAUCUCUAUACCCUGCACCGGGGGGAGACCGAGGCCAAGGUCCAAGACAUGUGCUUUAGUCAGGACAGUCGCUGGGUAGCCAUCAGCACCCUUCGAGGCACCAGCCACGUGUUUCCAAUCAACCCUUAUGGUGGCGCACCCUGUGCCCGCACCCACAUGUCCCCGCGGGUGGUGAACCGGAUGUCGCGCUUCCAAAAAAGCGCCGGCCURGAGGAGAUCGAGCAAGAGCUGAACAGGGCGGCUGCUGUUGGCGGAGGAGGAGCUGGAGGCAUGGGAGGAAGCAGCUGCAUUCUGGGUGGAGGAGGCGGCAUGGGCGGCCGCUGCAGUCCCAUACCUGGCAUGUCCAGCAGCCCCUCCGGGUCUCCACUGCAUGCCAAGCUGAGCAACCAGGAUUCAUACAACAACUUCACCAACAACAACAUGGGGAACCCUCGGCUCACGCCGCUGCCCAGCCUCACCGUGGUGCUUCCUCUGGCUCAGAUCAAGCAGCCCAUGACGCUGGGCACCAUCACCAAGCGCACAGGACCUUACCUCUUUGGGGCGGGAUGUUUUGCCAUUAAAACUCCAUGCAAAGCUAAACCACCCCCCCAGAUCUCUCCGAGCAAGUCCAGUGGAGGAGAGUUCUGCGUUGCUGCCAUCUUUGCAUCGUCCCGCUCCUGGUUCCUCACGAAUCCAAACAUGAAGAGAGAGAAAGAUCAGACCAGGCAGUCGGUUGUGGACUCACUGUACAUAAUCAGUUGCUAUGGUAAUGUGGUGGAGCAUGUCCUGGAGCCUCGGCCAAUUAGCACUGCACAAAAGAUUAGCGACGAGACUCCGCUGGAGCUGAGCACCUCUCCCAGAGCAUGCUGGAACUUAGCCAGGACUCCGCAGUGGAACGAGUUGCAGCCACCUUUCAUUUCCAACCACCCACUGGUGCUGGCCUCGGAUCUGGUUCAGUACUAUCAGUAUCUCCUCGCUGGGAUUCCUCCCAGCAGCCCGGGUCCAAUCACACGUCAUGAGUCAUCCGACAGCUUGGCAUCAGACCACAGUGGCCAAGACGAUGAAGAAUGGCUCUCUCAGGUGGAGAUAGUGACCCAUACUGGCCCCCACCGUCGCCUGUGGAUGGGUCCCCAGUUCCAGUUCAAGACAAUUCACCCAUCAGGUCAGACCACAGUCAUCUCCUCAUCAUCCUCAGUGCUCCAGUCCCACGGCCCCUCCGAUGUACAGCAGCCACUUUUGGACUUUGACACAGAUGACCUGGAUCUACGCAGCCUUCGAAUCCAGCCAGUACGCUCCGAGCCAGUCAGCAUGCCCGGUUCAUCUCGGCUGCUGACCGACCGCAGAGGACAAACCAACAUCAUGGAUGCCGGCUCAGGGCAGUUUGAUGGGCGCGGUGUUACCCUGCUGGAGGUAUGUGGGAGCUGGCCCGAGAGCUUCGGCGUGCCCAGGCAUCAUAUUGGAUCGGCAGACAUCAGCGAUGAAGGCCUGCGGGAGAGGCUAGCCGACGCCAUGUCUGAGUCUCCUUCAAGAGACAUAGUGGGCUCUGCUACAGAGCUGCAGAGGGAGGGCAGUAUCGAGACUCUCAGCAACAGCUCAGGCUCCACCAGCGGUAGCAUCCCACGCAACUUCGAAGGAUACCGCUCCCCUCUGCCCACCAACGAGAGCCAGCCACUCAGCCUCUUCCCCACCAACUUCCCCUGAAGCUUCGGCCCACUGCUCAACACAAGUUCCACAGCAGUGUGAAUCAGAUGUGUGCUUGCUGUAGUCUGCUGUCCCACAGCUGGUGGGACAUGAGAGAGACCCCAGCUGGAUCAAUAUUCUSGUCAAUAUUGGUCAAUAUUCUAAACUCACAUUCUGCUGUUUGGUGAAGCUUUAGCUGAUUGUUUUCUUUUAAUUAGUUAGUUCUAAUGCCAUGGUGUCCACUGAGCGUCCUCCAUGUGUGUUGCUGAUUUUUUACGGAGCGCCUAUUGUGUGUCUGGGCCAUAAGAAAAGGAGAAGAAAAAGAAUGUUCUCCAGGCAGUGAUGUGUGGCUCCUCCCCACCUCUCUCUCUCUCUCUCUCUCUCUCUCUCUCUCUCUCUCUCUCUCUCUCUCUGUGCGUGCGUGCGUUUUUAGAUAUGUGUGGCUGCUUUCAUGGGCCCUUGCUAAAUGUUUGUGAUUGAAAUUACUCCCUUCWUGCCUUUGAUUUUCAUGUAAUUACAUUUGACAAAAGAUGCAGUAAUGAGAUGACACUAUUACUACAUUGCAGAAGUAAUUUAGAUGUUUACAGUAUAAUUGAAAUAUGUUUCUGAAUUUAUCUAGAUGGAUUCCCUCYRCUGCACUCAGCCGUUCCAUGUAGAACAUUCUGGUUUUGCACGCUGAACUAAAUUUUUUGUAGUUUGUUUUACAUAUUUUGACCAAAAUCUUGAAAAACCUGUAGAUGUUUGAAACAAUGCAUUUUUCUCCUGAUAGUUUUUUGUUUAGCAUAGAGGAACAUGAUUUAUUUGUUACCUGUAAUUGUUUUUUAAUCAAUGUAAAGUAAUUGGAUGAUUUACAAACUGAUAAUAUUGUGCAUGACAGUGAUCAGGUGGACUGAAGUCCAUGGAUCUAAAAACUGGAGAGCAAACAUUUGUUGUUGAUAAUAAUCUAACUUUGCUUCCCAGCAUUCAUUCAUUAAAAGCUUAAUAAAAGUAGAGGACAUUU